CGCACACACACAAAACCUCACACUCGCAUCGAAAGCCACUCGGGAACACUUUUAGACACACUCAGGCGUGCGGUGGAUGUGUUGCCACAGUGCCGCGAAGAAGGGGUCCCCCUCGGAACGGCACUGAAGCAAAAGGACACAGUAGCAAUUGGCCGUGUAUGUAUGAGUGAGCUGAGCGCAUUUCCAGGAGUGGACGGCGCACUUUUUGCUCCCCGGGGGGGUUGGAGAAGGGAUUCACUCUGAAAUGAAGACUGCGGGUCAGAUGAGGCAAUUUACUUCUUGGAAUACUCGGACUAUUUGAUGCAGUGUGGGAAUCCUUCACUUUGUCCCUUUUGAAAACUUUUUUUGGUCACCAUGCCGACCGACGACUAUAGCUAUCUGCCGGAUGCGUUGCCACCUGUACCCGAAGUGCCGGACUCCGGCUCGGUCCUGAGCUCCGGUGACAUCCCCGCCCGUUGCCUACGCAACCCGGCCUUCCAUUACGCCUCCUUGCGCUAUUGCUCGGCCCACAGCAUGGACUCCUCUCCGGACAGCGCCGAAAGGCCCGUCAGCUACAGCUCCACCUCUUCCUCCGCUUCCUCCCGGGACAGUCACUGCUCACUGGGCAGCCGGUCCACGCUUGUGCACACCCCCCACUCUAACCCCGUGAACUCGGAGCAGGACUCCGGGGCGAUACGUUUGGAACUGGUACCCGCCCGGCAGCUGGGCCUCGGCGAGGAGGACCCCAGAGAUGACGGAGGGAUGGAAACAGGAAGGCAGGCGGGCCGGAAGGGCAUCGAACAGACACCGACAGAUCACUCGGAACCGGAGCUGGGUCUCGACGGGGGCAGACAGCGGGUGGGUCAGGUGCAAGGACCCAGGACGUAUGUAGACCGUGUGGUGCAGGAGAUACUGGACACCGAAAGAACCUACGUCCAAGACCUGAGAAGCAUUGUGGAAGACUACUUGGACAGUAUCAGCAGCCAGGCUCGGCUGGGUUUGAGCUCAGAGGAUAAAGGCUCUCUGUUUGGCAACAUCCGGGACAUCUACCACUUCAACAGAGAUUUGCUUCAUGAGCUGGAGAAGUGCAACGCGGACACCGUGGCCAUUGCUGAAUGCUUCGUAUCGAAGAGUGAAGAAUUCCACAUAUACACCCAGUACUGCACCAAUUACCCAAGGUCGGUGGCUGUGCUCACCGAGUGCAUGAGGAACAAGGCGUUGGCCAAGUUUUUCCGCGAGCGCCAAGAAUCUCUGCGCCACUCCUUGCCUCUGGGCUCCUACCUGCUGAAGCCGGUGCAGAGGAUCCUCAAGUACCAUCUGCUGCUUCACGAGAUCGCCAACCAUAUGGAGAAGGACACAGAGACGUACGAGGUGGUUCAGGAAGCCAUCGACACCAUGCAGAGAGUGGCUUGGCACAUCAACGACAUGAAGCGGAAGCACGAACACGCCGUUAGGUUGCAGGAAAUCCAGAGCUUGCUGACCAACUGGAAAGGCCCCGAUCUGAUGGGCUACGGAGAGCUGGUCCUGGAAGGAACCUUUCGACUGCAGCGAGCCAAGAACGAGAGAACGCUCUUCCUGUUCGACAAGCUCCUGCUCAUCACGAAGAAACGGGAGGAGACGUUCACGUACAAGGCUCACAUCCUGUGCUGCAACCUCAUGCUGGUGGAAGUCAUCCCGAAAGAGCCGCUGAGUUUCAGUGUGUUUCACUACAAGAAUCCCAAACUACAGCACACUGUCCAGGCCAAGUCCCAGCAAGAUAAGCGCAUGUGGAUCUUACACCUCAAGAGACUUAUACUUGAAAAUCACCCUGCCAAAAUCCCUGCCAAGGCGAAGCAAGCCAUCCUGGAGAUGGAUGCGAUGCAUCAUCCCGGAUUUCACUACAGUCCUGACAGUGACAAGAAGGAUUCCCCACAGACCAAAGAAGGCCCCACUCCUCGCAGGGGGCGCAGAAAAGAACCGCUCUCGAAAUUACUGAAGAACGCCAAGCAGAAUGCCGUCAACAGCGACGGAGAAAAGCGAACAAGUCUGGGCGCAAGCCUGCUCUCGCCCGUGUCCCAGCUGGCUCUGGGCACGAUAGGCCGCAGCCGCAGUCUCAUCAACCAGUCACAGGAGUCGUUGGACCCCGCUGACCAUUACGACCACAGCGAUCGAGAGGAAGGGGAGGAGCCGCACCAACAAGACGCCGAUGACGAGGACGAGAGCGUCUCGGGUGGCGGAAAGAGGUUGCGAGUCCCGGGCAAAAGCAGCCGGAAGAGGCUGAACCCUCAAGCGUCGGUGGACAGCAUAGAGCAGUGGAAAACCUUCAACAUGAGCGCUUCAGAUCUUCAGAGAGCCAGAGAAUCCCUCGUGAGGGACGGAAGUCACCACCCGCCGCUCCGCAGGACCGCUCGCGUGACGGAAGAACCUCCGGAGUCCCCCGUGCCAUCCGUCGUCGUGACAGACAAUGAUCAUUCCGUUCGAAACAUCUGGGCAGACCACCGCGCUCGCAGGGCCAUGUUCCCCACCCGACAGAGAACCAUGCGCCCCGAUGACGACGACGACGACGACAUCUACCAGAUGUUCGUUCCCACCGAGACAAGUGGACCGGAACCGGAGUCUCCCUCCGAGCGAUCGGAGGUCCCGUCGUCUCCGAGGACGACCCGGCCUUGCAGCUGGCACGUGGAGCAGCCCCCUUCCGUCCAGGUUGAACCGCCAUCCGGCGGCGGCAGGGUUCUGCGAAGGGCGAGCAGCGUAGGCGAGAAUGCCACGGAGGCUCGCAAAAGUCCGGAUGAUGGCCAGGCGGGUGGCAACUUGGAAGUGAUUCAUACGGAGUCCUCCAGCAACGACAUAUCGGGAUCCUCAUCCGCUGAGCAGCUAACGAUGGAUGACAUCGAAAAUGUGUACGACAACAUCAGCUACGAAGACCUCAAGCGAAUGGGCCUGAUUAGAAGAGAUUCGGGUGAAUGCCAGGCACGGAAACAACCUUCUUCUGCCGCACAGGGUUCCCGGAUCCAAGCGGCUCGGGCGUUCAAUGUUCCAGAUGCUCUGAGCAUCUCGGAACCACUCAUCGAGUCCGACAGCCAUUCAAAGGAGCACGUUCAGUCCUUCACCCAGGAAGAAAGAUCGCCCGAGACUCCUGAGCUCAAGAUCGUCGAGGAGAACAUCUAUGACACCAUUUGUUUUCGGGAUCCUCCAUCGAUCAAUGCGCAGAGGAUCAAUGAGGUGAACGAAGCCGAUCCCCAGAGAGCCAUUCCAAUGGCGACAGAGCAAGGCCUAACUAGAAGCUCGUCAGAGUUUGUCUCACAGGAGAGUCUUCACUUGGGAGACGUCCCGCAUCCCGGCCCGUGUUCCUCGGAGGCGGAGUACUUGUCGUCAUCCGCUUCCUUGGCUUCUCUACAGUCCCCGAAAGGAGAUCACAUGUCGGGGCAUGCCGAUGAGCUCUGGAAUGACCUGGAGAACUACAUCAGGAACAAUGAGAAGAAAGCGGACCGGUUGCCCGCCGCCUUCCCCGUCGGCGCCGGCGAGUCAGCCGAGCCGCAAUCCUCAGCCCGAGGCAGUCGUGCAAAAAAGCUUCCCGCGUGCGGUCGUCCAACUAAGAGUGGCGCUGCGCAUCAAGCGAAACACCCUCCCGUGCGCCCGUCACAAUCCUUCAACAUCCCGGUCAUCCACCUCCCUGACCUUCAAAGCGAGCGACCCGCCGAAGGCGAAAAUCCAAUUCCCGUUCCCGCUUCGCAACCCUUCCCAGUCGUGCCGGAGCCCCAGCCAGGCACAGUAAAGAGCAUGCGCAACAGACUGGCCCGCCUCAGCAGCGGUAGCUUCCGGCUCGAGGACGACGACCUUGUGGAACUUCCUCCGAAAAUCCCUCUGCAGAGAGAGAAUGCCAUCAAGGAUAUCCAUAGUUUGUUCCCGGGGCAGCUCUCAGGUGGCUCGCUGGACUCGCCGCUGGCCUCUUCCUCGCUCCUGCUGGGCGAGUCGGUGGACUUUCCGCUGGAACUGAUGGACAAGACAAAGAGUCGUGUCUUUUUGAUGGCGCGGCAGUAUAGCCAGAAGAUCAAGAAAGCCAAUCAGCUGCUGCGCAUGAGGAGCAUGGACCCCGGGGACGCUUGUGGUCGAGCGAGAGCUGACAGAAGGCAGAAAGACCUGGCGGCCAUCCUUGAAGAAAAAAAGCAAGGGGGAGCCGCCAUUGGUGCAAGGAUAGCCGAGUAUUCCCAGCUUUACGACCAAGUCAUAUUCAAGGAUGCCUCCGCGCCGACACACUCCUGUCAUCCAGGUCUUCCGUCCUCUCCGUCCAUGCCCGAGACCUCCCUGGAGGAGGACUGGCUCCACUCCACCUACAGCAACGGCGAGCUCUCCAGCUACAUGACCUCCAGCGCCGACUUGCACACCACGCGAGCCUCUUCCACCCCCCAGCGCAGACUCGCGUCUUCCCGCUCCAUCCCGUCCCUCAAGACCACCCCGGCCUCGCCGAGCAGCCCGCCCUCGCAGAGAUGGAGCUCCUGCUUAUCGGCCCCGAGCGAAAAAGAAGAGCACGUCUACAGUACCAUCAAGAGACAUCCUUCCUUUAACGCACCGUCCUCCCCGUCUCGGAACUGUCAGUCGGUCGGCUCUCUGAAUAGCCGGCCGCCUGAGGAAGAUAACCAGUCGGGACUUCAAUGCAACGGAUCGACGGAACGCCUCGGCAGUCCCAGUUUGGGCCGUGCCGGUCGACAGAGUAGCCUCCCGGAAAGGUCUUCCCAAGGAGAGUCGGACCUCACCUUACACGACGGCCAACACGUGGUGGUCCUCAACCGAGCGUCGGCCUUGAGCAUCCUCGCCGCCACCCAGAACUACUUUGCCAACUUUAAGGACGACGGCGAUGACGACGACUACGUGGAGAUCCGCUCGGAGGACGAAGUGGAAUCGGAGCAGGGCGGGUCGGCGCCCGGCUGCACCUACCAAAACCGGGUUCUGGUCCAUUCGCGGAGUUUGCCCUGCACGCCCGUGCGCUCCGGCGACGCGCUGAGGCCUCUGGAACGCGAGCAUUCGGAGAAAUACCUCUGGAGUGAACCGCAGCAGAGCCAGCCCAACAUCGUCCAGUCUCUUGGGGAAAAGUUCCAGUGUCUGAGCUCCAGUAGCUUUGCCUGAGUCGACCUCACAACCAGAAGCUAAAUCUUACCAAACAUACUACAUACGAACAAACUACAAAUCAGAGAUCCUGCUACGACUACUACUUUACCGACAUUGAACCCCACGUACAAAAGGGAAUCGAGCACAAAGUUCUACAUAAGCCAAAACGGAUCUUUUCGAGCACCUAAGAUAUUUACUGUAAAUACCUCUCGUUUAUGUCACAGGCUUCAAAGUAAAAGACGAAGUUGUUCAUUGGGAAUGACGCCGCUUUGAAUCAUUCUUGCCUCAGCACUUCUCACGAAAUCAUCAAACUACAACGGGUGUUACCGGUGAUUAACAGUCGAAUCGCAUCGGUGGAUAAACCGGACAAGAUCUGAUGAUCUUUGGAGGAUCUUCUCCGGUGGACCUCUUUAUGCUCUUUUGUUUUCAUCUGCCUAGCCGUACACAAAAAAUUUUUUUUAAAAAAAAUAAAAUAACACUUGUGCCUGUCCGGCAUGAAACACGCUUCACAAAUUUUGCACGUUUUAAGAAUGGCUGUCAUCGGGCGAGAAUGUCACUUUGCACGUACACGAGCGAUAGCGGUCACGCAAAUAACGCAGGAUCACAUGUUGGCGACUUCACAUAGAAGACUGAAGCCUCUCUUCACUCACUUUGCCACCAGUUAUGCUUUCAAACAAGGAGACUUGAUGAUAUUUUGCAUUCUCAAUAAGAACUUAAGGAUUCAUAUUUAUUUUGAACAUGCGAGCAAAAGGCAAAAUGGAUGCGAUGUGUGCAUUGCAAUACGUGAAUUGUUUUGAUUUUUUUUUUUUUUUAAGCGACCAAUUAAGAAAUGAUCUUCUGGGACCAUCAUGGGUAGCAUUGAGAAUUAUGCUGAAGACCGAGUGAGUGUUUAACACCAACAUGCAUCACACUACUGAUUAUACGGCCACAGUUGAAGGGAGGUGUUGAUUAAAAGGUUUUUUUUCUUAGUAUCUUAAGGACAACAGCAACUUUUACGACAGAUACGCAUGUCAUCUUAUUUAUUCCAAAGCGUCCUUGUAAUAUUUUACGACAAUUCAUGCAAGGGCAGGUCCAUUACAGGUUGUAAAUGAAAGACUAAUGUUAUUUAUUGAACGACUAUUCAGAUGCUUGGAGGUUUUCAUUCGCAAAAUUCUAGACAUAUACUGUGAAUGGGGUUAUUUCUUUUAUUGUUUUUUUUUUUUUUUUUUUUUAAUUAUGCACUGCUUAAUGCAAGUUCUAAAUGUAAAGUUAGAAAGCACAACAUCACGCUCUACUGUUCAUUUCAGGACACAUGCAUCAAAAACAUGAGUUAGAAAUAUGAAGUAUGUUUGUUUUUGUUUGUUUGUCCCCUGCUUCACUAGUGGAGAUUCUCAAUCUUCAUUGCCUUUUUUAUUAUUAUUAUUAUUUUUUUUUUUGCACUUUGCUUCAAACGUCUACUUUGUAAACACUUUGUAAAGAUGUACAUUUUAGGAAAGUUAUUCUUGUAUGCCAAGUAUGCUUUACAGUGCUUUAAUGUUUAGGUCAAGUGUACUGUAUUUUUUUAACGGCCUAGUUGUCAUUGCCCAACCAAACAAUGUAUUGGAGGUAAUAAAUUUCAAUCUAAACUA
This is a messenger RNA of Hippocampus zosterae (dwarf seahorse), 6671 nucleotides long. RefSeq names its product pleckstrin homology domain-containing family G member 1. The transcript has 17 exons. Gene Ontology annotation, biological process: intracellular signal transduction. The coding region runs from base 355 to 5082 and encodes 1575 amino acids. Lineage: Eukaryota; Metazoa; Chordata; Actinopteri; Syngnathiformes; Syngnathidae. Gene Ontology annotation, molecular function: guanyl-nucleotide exchange factor activity. The record is from RefSeq and is a predicted model, not a curated record.